This is a messenger RNA of Thelazia callipaeda (thelaziosis nematode), 750 nucleotides long. The record is from the annotation of a GenBank genome assembly. Lineage: Eukaryota; Metazoa; Nematoda; Chromadorea; Rhabditida; Thelaziidae.
AUGUCGCUGCUUGUCAUUUGCUUCAUUUUUGCUGCUUUGGUGACUGAAUCAGUGAAUUCGCAAGGGGACUGCGAUUGUGAAAAUGAUUACGAACCUCCAUUCUGUGAAACAAUAACCGCAGUAAACGAAAGAUAUUGUUAUACAAAUGGAAAGCUCACUGAUGCACUGACAUUGCAAGGUAUUCACUGUGCAAAAAACUGUGGUACAUGUUGUAAACUACAACGAUUUCAAUGCAGUGAUAUGCCUGUGCAUUUGGAUUGUAACUACGUGAAAACAAGUGGUUUGUGUGGAAGUUCAAACGGAGCAGUUAGCGGUCUGAUCAAUAUGGAAUGUGCAAGAACUUGUGGAACUUGUGGACAGGAGUGUGUGGACAGCAACCCAAUCCUUUGCAGUAUUAUGAAAUCAAGCUGUCAGAGUUCUGAAUCUCAGAGGUUAUGUCCGAAGACGUGUGGAGUCUGCGAACCAGCGAAUGUUUGCUUCGACAUGGGAAACUUUUGUUCAAACUUGAGAGACAGCUGUAAUGAUCCAAAGCUGAUGCCUCUGAUGAUGACCUCUUGCAACAAAACUUGCAACUUUUGUGACGCUCAGCCAUCCGAAGUUCCGCCACAGCCGACGUCGCCUUCAGUUGCUGGGCCUUGUGCAAACACUGAUCCAAGGUGUCCUACUUGGGCAGCCAAUGGAUUCUGCAGCAAUCCAUUUUAUGCACCUCAAGUUGGCAACUGCAGGAGGUCAUGUAAUUUGUGUCAAUAA